Fonsecaea erecta is the source of this 927-nucleotide messenger RNA. RefSeq lists its product as hypothetical. The record is from RefSeq and is a predicted model, not a curated record. The transcript has a single exon. Bases 1 to 927 code for a protein of 308 amino acids. Lineage: Eukaryota; Fungi; Ascomycota; Eurotiomycetes; Chaetothyriales; Herpotrichiellaceae. Gene Ontology annotation, molecular function: oxidoreductase activity.
AUGCGUGCUAUCGCCGUUGAUUCCUGGGGCACUGCUCCUCACUUCACCUCGUCCCACCCCGAUCCGGCACCUGCAUCUGCCGACACGGUCACUCUUAAAGUUCUCGCGAGCGGCCUACAUCAGCUCGUCCGCUCUCAAGCCGAGGGUGGUCACUACAGCACCAAAAAUGCACCCAUCCCCUAUGUCCCCGGUGCUGACGGCGUCGGUGAAACCCCUGAUGGUCAACGCGUGUAUUUCACCAGUAUCGCCGUGGGCGGCGGGUUUGCCGAAUACAUCACGGUGCCGAAAGCCACGAUUUCGCCGCUUCCUGAAGGUGCAGACCCCGUUGCGAUUGCGGGACUGAUGAACCCGGGCAUGUCGAGCUGGAUGGCGCUUGCGGCUCGCGUCGACCCCCCGCUACCGAAGGACUUUACCGUCGUGAUCACGGGGGUGACCGCGAUCAGUGCCAAAGUGGCCGUACAUUUUGCGCGGGUGAAGGGUGCUGCGAAGAUCAUUGGUGUGGCACGGAAUGCAAAGGAGUUGGCGUCGAUUCCCGGCCUGGACGAACGCAUCGUGCUGGCCAACGACCCCGGUCAGACGGAUUUCUCAUCCUUGACGGACGUCGACUUGAUCCUUGACUAUCUCUACGGUCCCGCCGUCGCCGCCCUUUUCGCCCAACUCAAAUCUACCGUCCCUACACAGUUUGUACAGAUCGGUACGGUGGGCGGGAAUGACAUCGCAUUGCCCGGCGCCAUCUUGCGGAGUAAGAACAUCACACUCCGCGGCGCGGGGCCCGGCUCGUGGACUAUGCCUCAGUAUGCGAAGGAGGUGCCGUAUUUGCUUGCCGCCGUGGCCGACUUGCCUGACAUGGACCUGAAGGUGAGGAAAUUGGAAGAGGCCGAGGCUGCGUGGGCGGCCAAGAAGGAGAGAACGGUGUUUGUGCCAUGA